AUGCGGAACAGAAGAAGUGCGAAGAAGUCGAUGCUUAUUAAAGUAGAUCUCGAGAAAGCCUAUGAUAGGGUCCGAUGGGAUUUUUUACAGGAUACAUUAUUGGAUGUUGGUAUUACUCAUUCCCUAUCUAAUGCUAUUAUAAGAUGUAUUUCUUCUUCUUCCAUGCAUAUCUCAUGGAACGGUGGGCUUUCAAAAAGUUUCUAUCCUUCUCGAGGCUUGCGGCAGGGUGAUCCACUCAGCCCUUAUCUUUUCGUGCUCUGUUUGGAGCGGCUUUCGCUUUUUCAAGCCGUGGACAGUGGUCGAUGGAGGUUGAUUCAUCUUUCUCAUCGAGAUAAUGCUUAUAUGUGGUUUUCGAAUUGGAAUUCGUCAAGACUAUCGCUAGCUGAUUGUAUUAGUCUCACAAGUUCAAUUCUUGCAGCGAUGCCCCAAUAUGCAAUGCAAGUGAUGAGGCUGCCUGUUAGUAUUUGUUCUAAGAUUGAUAAAGUCUGUAGAGGUUUGCGGGAUUUGUGUACUCUUAACAAAGCUUUUCUUAUGAAAGUGGCUUGGGGCAUUAAAACUGGUUUAGUUGCAUUAUGGGCUUGGGUGUUAACUAUUGGCAAUGGUCAAACUGUGAGAUUUUGGAAGGACAAAUGGGUUUGGGAGUUGGACACGCUUCAGAAUGUUACUCUGCAUCCUAUUCCAGAGAUUAUAAUUAACGAGGUUGUGGUGGACUAUGUUAGGAGGGAUGGAUCAUGA
Jatropha curcas is the source of this 735-nucleotide messenger RNA. Lineage: Eukaryota; Viridiplantae; Streptophyta; Magnoliopsida; Malpighiales; Euphorbiaceae. The record is from RefSeq and is a predicted model, not a curated record.